This is a messenger RNA of Nicotiana attenuata, 1016 nucleotides long. Its product is annotated as heavy metal-associated isoprenylated plant protein 28. The transcript has 2 exons. The record is from RefSeq and is a predicted model, not a curated record. The coding region runs from base 397 to 813 and encodes 138 amino acids. Gene Ontology annotation, molecular function: metal ion binding. Lineage: Eukaryota; Viridiplantae; Streptophyta; Magnoliopsida; Solanales; Solanaceae.
CAAUCCACGUAUUUUUUAAAGAAAAUUUCCUCUAUUCAGAGAACCAAAAAAUAGAAGUCUCUGGAGCUAUAGCUUCUAUAUGACUUUCAGCAGCCAACCUUAAACAACAAUGCUAAGAAAUAGGAUUAGUUUGCAGAGAAUAGAUCAAUUAAGAAUGUAAAAGAGAAAAGUAAAAGUGAUGCUAGCUCUUUCAUCCAACUUUUUACAAAGAAUCUAGCGUGUCUUGUCUGCUGCUUUUGAUUUUGGAUUAGCAGAGAUCGUCGUCAUCAAAGUCACAAUAUACCCUCUAAAUGCACUAUAUAUAACUCAUUAUCGCCCAAAUGCAACGUCAACUUCUAUUAUUACAUAGUACUUACUAUAUAUAACACAAGAACUAGAGUUACUUCGAAUUUGGGGAUGGCGGACAUGCAGAUAGUACCGGCUGGGAGAAAUGUAGAACCUCAGUAUGUGGAAAUGAUGGUGCCUCUCUACUCUUAUGGUUGUGAGAGAAAAGUCAACAAGGCUCUUUCCCAUAUCAAAGGGAUAUACUCAGUGAAGGUAGAUUUCGAACAACAGAAGGUGACAGUAUGGGGAAUAUGCAACAAGUAUGACGUGCUAGCCACAGUAAGAAGCAAAAGAAAAGCAGCUCGUUUCUGGAAUGCAGAGGACAACGCUGGUGUAAUGCAAGAAUCGGAAUCAGCUUCAGAUUCUUCAUCAACUCCGCCUUCUCGGCAUCGAUUUAGACCAUCUGCACCACCUUUGGCUCUCUUAAGGACUCGAUCACUAAGCUGGAGUGCUUUGAAAAAGGCCUUCACAAGAACAUACUCUUUCUAAUAACUUAUUCCCAAUUUCGUUACGUACCCUUUCUCCUCGCCACACGAGUAGGAAUGUCUGAGCAUGAAUGUAACCUUUUUUUUUUUUUUUUUUUUUUGUAAAUAGUUGCCACUUAUGUCGGCGAUUCAGUUUCCCAUCCUUCUUUCCUACUCUUUUUUGUUUGUGGCACAAACAAUUUAUAUAUAUGUAUGAAUUGGGUCUGU